AUGGCUACCCGUCGCAUCGUCAAUGCUGAGAGGACUCUUCUGGAGAAGGAUGACCCCAUUGAGGAGAAGUCUAACAUUGCACCGGCUGUCCCAAAUGAUGUUAUCUUCAAGCUUCUCGCAUUCACUUUUGCCAUGAUUGUUGUCCCAAUCGGAGGCUAUUUUGUCACUGUGAAUACGGUGUUCAAGGGUACUGUUCAUUUCACACCUUCCUUUCUAUAUAUCCCUGGUUGCCUUGACCGUGGUCUGGUAUCAAGAGAAUACUCUAACAUGAAUACAGGCAAUGCUUCUUUUGCUGGAGGUUUUGCUGCUCUGUUGGCCAAUGUCGUCCUGGUGGGUUAUAUUAUUGUCGCUAUGAAGGAGGAUCAAUCAGAGACGACAGAGAAGAAGAAGCCAGAGAGCAAAAAGGAUAAAUAA
This is a messenger RNA of Clonostachys byssicola, 414 nucleotides long. NCBI's taxonomy places the organism in Eukaryota, Fungi, Ascomycota, Sordariomycetes, Hypocreales, Bionectriaceae. The record is from the annotation of a GenBank genome assembly.